Messenger RNA from Cannabis sativa, 1668 nucleotides. RefSeq lists its product as uncharacterized. The record is from RefSeq and is a predicted model, not a curated record. Gene Ontology annotation, biological process: DNA integration. Gene Ontology annotation, molecular function: nucleic acid binding. Lineage: Eukaryota; Viridiplantae; Streptophyta; Magnoliopsida; Rosales; Cannabaceae. The coding region runs from base 1 to 1668 and encodes 555 amino acids. The transcript is spliced from 4 exons.
AUGAGCAUCAUUGAUGACUACUCUAGGAAGGUGUGGGUUUUCUUAUUGAAAAGCAAUGAUCUGGCUUUUGAGACCUUUGUUGACUGGAAGAUAUUGAUUGAAAAUAAAACUAGUAGGAAGAUAAAGAAACUCAGAACUGAUAAUGGGUUAGAAUUCUGCUCUGAUAUGUUUGCAAGUUAUUGUAGGAAAGAAGGCAUUGUCAGGCAUCACACAGUGGUCAAGAACCCUCAGCAAAAUGGCCUUGCUGAGAGAAUGAACAGAACCCUGUUGGAAAGGGUAAGGUGCAUGCUCAUAGGAGCUGGUUUGGCCAAGCAUUUUUGGGGUGAAGCUCUAAAAACUGCUUGCUAUUUGAUAAAUAGAUGUCCCUCUACAGCAUUAAACUUCAAAACUCCUCAAGAAUUCUGGACUGGCAAAGCACCUAGCUAUGAACAUCUCAAAGUCUUUGGUUGCACUGCCUAUGCUCACAUCAGGCAAGACAAGCUGCAACCAAGAGCACUUAAAUGCUUAUUUCUUGGCUACCUUGAUGGAAUCAAGGGCUACAAACUCUGGUGUUUGGAGGAAGGGUACAAGAAAUGCAUAAUAAGCAGAGAUGCCAUCUUUAGAGAAGAUGAAAUGCCAUUGAAAACCACCAGAGAAAUCCCCAUGAGCUCAGAUGUUGUUCCUAGGAGUGUUCAAGUGGAACUUGAACAAAGAACUGAGUCUCUGAAUCAAGCUUCCACAGAUCAGAAAAAAGAAACUGAGACAACAAGCAACCUAGAUGACUACCAACUUGCCAAGGAUAGAACUAGGAGAGAAAUCAGGGCACCUGAGAAGUUUGGCUAUGCUGAUUUUUCAGCAUAUGCUCUGUCUGUCACAGAUGGAGUUGACAACACAAAGGCCCAAAUCCUAUCAAGAAGCAAGAAUCGCAAAGAUGUGACAAAAGGUUGGCCAAUAAGGCAGUUGGAUGUUAACAAUGCCUUUUUAAAUGGAGACCUACAUGAGGAGAUUUACAUGGUUCAACCGCCUGGAUGCAUUGAUCCAAAACAUCCAAACAAGAUCACCAAUUCAAGCUGGCUUUAUAUUCUUGUAUACGUGGAUGAUAUCUUGAUUACUGGUUCUGAUAGUCCUCAAGUGUCUUCCCUAAUUGUAGCACUCAGUUCCAACUUUACACUUAAAGACCUUGGUCUCAUCUCCUUUUUCUUGGGAAUACAAGUGCUUCCCACUACUGAAGGUGUCGUCUUAUCUCAACAAAAAUAUAUUCAGGAUCUAAUAUGUAAAGCUGAACUCCAAGGUGCCAAACCACAAAGUACCCCAAUGAAUAGUGGGCUGAGAUUGUCCAAUUAUGGCAGCGACCCUGUUGAAGAUCCUUCUGCAUAUAGGUCAUUGAAUCCUUUUCAAUCACACGUUGUUGCUGUCAAAAGAAUUAUCUGUUAUCUUGCUGGCACAACAGACUACGGUCUUCAUAUCAAAAGAUCUCCACACUUGCGUCUUGAAGCAUACUGUGAUGCUGACUGGGCCGCUGAUCCCGAUGAUCGACGCUCGACUACUGGCUACUGCAUUUUCUGGGGUGAAAAUCUGAUUAGUUGGCAGUCCAAGAAACAGAACACUAUCUCUCGAUCAUCCACAGAAGCUGAAUUUCGAAGCCUUGCUUCUGUGGUGACUGAAAUAAGUUGGCUCAAUGCUCACUGA